This is a messenger RNA of Salvia hispanica, 1185 nucleotides long. NCBI's taxonomy places the organism in Eukaryota, Viridiplantae, Streptophyta, Magnoliopsida, Lamiales, Lamiaceae. The record is from RefSeq and is a predicted model, not a curated record.
CGUAUGAUGACCAUAACGAUCUUUUGAGUUGCUUCCGUUGCAUUUCAACGCUUCAAAGUUUGAAGACACUCAAAUUCAGCAUCACAAAUCCCGUGGUUAGGCAUGAUCAUGUUUUUCCGGUGACUCCAUGGUCAUUGAAGUUGCCACCUCAUUUAAGAAAGUUACAUUUGAGUGGAAUGGGUUUUCCUUUAAAAUAUAUGUCAUUGGCAAUUUGCCAGGGCUCGCUGCACUCAAAUUGCGUUCCUACGCCUUUCAGGGUUCACGGUGGGAUGCACAAAGGAAUAGUUUUCGUGAGCUUCAGUUUCUUCUAAUUGAAGAUAGUGAUUUGGUGCAAUUGAAACCAUCCCUAGGCUUCACUAGUCUUAAUUACUUAAGCGUGAAGCAUUGCUACAAACUAAAAGAGAUCUGUAGGCCUGCUUCUCUGUACACAGAUUUCAAUACUGUAGAGAUUGAGUUGGAGGACUGCAAUCCUUUAGCCUUGACUUGUGUCAGCCAAUUACGACCGGGAGAUCUUAAUACGCUGAAUGUUAUCGCCUCUUCUUCUUUUUACGAGAAACCGACAACUAUAAAAAUUCGAAGACAUGGAAGCGGCAAGUUACGCAGGCGGGAAGAAUGGGAAGUUGAGGAUAUAAACGAAGAUCAAAAUUUUGAAGGCAAGGGUGAUGAUGAGUAUACAAAUACAAGUGAGGAGCAUGAGGAAGAGAGUGAUGGUGAAUACACGUCUGAUGAUGAGGAUACAGAAGGCGACGAUUUGAUGAAGAUAUUGCCACUCGAGGAGAGGGUGAUGAAGGCGAGGGCGUUGAUGAGGAUACAGAAGAAGAGGAUGAGGAAGAGAGUGAUGACGAAUAUGCGUAUGAUUAUGGCGAAUAGGAAACAGAGGCAAGCACCAACGUCAAGGAGGAUGAGUGUGACUUCAUGGGGAUGUUUGAGGAUAAGGAGGUUGAAGGUGAAGAACACUGCAGAUUUUUGGGAAGCCAUUGUAAUAGGCUUAGAAAAUGUGUUCUGUUUCAAAUUGUUGUUCAUAUUACACGGUCUCUCCUUUUCUAUGGUCCUUACCAUCAAUAUCCAAUCCGAAUAGAAGUUGGUUUCAGGUUGCUAAGGGAAAUAGAUGCUCUUACACAACGUUUCUAUACUUUCCCAAUACAAAUUCUCUCACUAGUCUAACUAAAUUACCUUGCUUUAACU